GCAGAGCAAUGGUUCGGACUGCAUAUAGCAAAAUGGCGGGAAAACUUGGCGCCCUCAAGUCUUUCCUGUCUCUUCCUCUAUAUAACCCGACCUUUCCCUCUUCAUCACCCACUCGCCUCAUACCAUUUUCCUUUUCAAGUUCUCCUCGUCGUCUUCGUGUAAUGGCUCAAACAGAGGUGCAGAGCAAUGGCUGUGAGGUCCUGGAGCCUUCCCCAAAGAUCCAAAAGGUUGAACACAACGGUACCACUGAAAACACUCAAACAAUCAUGCCGUUUCUUCGAGUGAAGAAGCUCUCUGACAAGGCCGUUUUGCCUUCUAGGGCUUCCUCUCUCUCCGCCGGUUACGAUCUAUCUAGCGCGGUGGAGACGAAGGUGCCAGCAAGGGGUAAGGCUCUAGUGGCAACUGAUCUGAGUAUAGCGAUCCCUGAAGGAACCUAUGCUCGUAUAGCACCACGUUCGGGCUUGGCAUGGAAGCAUUCAAUCGACGUGGGUGCGGGUGUGAUUGACGCGGAUUACAGGGGACCUGUUGGAGUGAUUUUGUUCAACUAUUCGGACGCUGAUUUUGAAGUGAAGGUCGGAGACAGGAUUGCGCAGCUGAUAAUCGAGAGGAUCAUGACGCCUGAGGUUGAAGAGGUUGAAGAUUUGGACUCCACUGCCCGGGGUGAAGGCGGUUUUGGAUCUACUGGUGUUUGAUCGUAUCUUGUUGGCUCUCGAAUUUCUAAUGUUUUGGAAAAUUAGGGUUAGAUACGUAGCUGAGAAUGCCUCCUAGUAGUUUUGUCGAAUGGAUGGUGGGCUUAGUUUAUGCUUUUGCCUGCAUACUAAGGGCGCUGUAAAAAUGAUCUUUGCUGCUAGAUUUAUCAACUGAAUCUAAUUUCAGGGCAAUUGGAUUUUUAUUCCAAGUGGAAGAAAAACAGAGGAUUAGGAAAA
This is a messenger RNA of Neltuma alba, 926 nucleotides long. Its product is annotated as deoxyuridine 5'-triphosphate nucleotidohydrolase. Gene Ontology annotation, biological process: dUMP biosynthetic process; dUTP catabolic process. The record is from RefSeq and is a predicted model, not a curated record. The coding region runs from base 9 to 692 and encodes 227 amino acids. The transcript is spliced from 3 exons. Lineage: Eukaryota; Viridiplantae; Streptophyta; Magnoliopsida; Fabales; Fabaceae. Gene Ontology annotation, molecular function: dUTP diphosphatase activity; magnesium ion binding.